UGGGAAUCCUCAUCUAACAUCAAUCUUUAACAUCAUCCAGCUGAAAUGGGACAACAGAAGAGGAUUCUGCAGUGUAAUAUAGUGAAGAGAUGGAGAGAGAAGAUGCCUGAAAGGAGAGGUCGUAGAUGCCAGAAAGGCCUGAACUUGGAUUGGGGCUAGGAAUCGACGAAGCCUGGAAAAUCGGCGAAGGGAACGACCUGGAAGCGCAAUGGUUGCUGUGAGUGCCUCCCUAUGCCUGGCGAGCCGCUGGUGGAAUCCAGCGGCAGAUUCGACGGCGGGCUCACGGUUUGUCAUGGGACGCACGGAGGCAAUGGCUGGAAGCAGAUAGUGAUGUAAGGCUUAAACUGUGUUGCAUGAAUUUCUCAAGAGGAACGAAACAACGUUCUGUAAAUACCAUGUGAUAAUUAUAAAAGAUACUGCUUCCCAAUAAAACAUUGUAUCUCUCUCAGACAUUCUCUAUGAAGCCUCAGGACCUUACAUCCCCGCUACAAAUUCUGAAAAAAACAGAUCACUUGACGAAUCACUCUAAGUGCAGACAAUUAUCUGCAUGUGUGAAUUGUGGAAAAAGAUGACUCUUACCUGAUGCCCAAUUCUUGAUCAAGCUUUAAAAGGAAGCAAACGGAUAAAAAGAUAAGCUAUAGGACAUCUUCAUGUGGAGACAUAAUUGACUCAUUAAACUUACCUUCACAUUGAUUUAAACACGAAGAUCUAUUUGUAUAAAAACUCAAAUCAUAUAAUCAUCAUCAUUUAACCAACACACAUCAAAGUUGCUGGUGAACGCAGCAGGCCAGGCAGCAUCUAUAGGAAGAGGUACAGUCGACGUUUCAGGCUGAGACCCUUCGUCAGGAUUUAUUGGAUAUCCAUAGCAAAUUGUCAACUAUCAUUCAAGAAUUUUAAUUGAAAAACUUUCCACAACAGUAGUUCAAGAUAUUUGAAAACAAAAGAAAUGUCAAAACUUCAGAGGGUUUGUUACAUAUGUGGUAAGCAAUUUGGAUUGCAUUCAAUUGUCAUUCAUGAGCCUCGGUGCCUGGCGAACUGGCGGAUUGAGAAUGAGAAAUUACCAAAGCACCAACAAAGACCAGAACCCAAAAAACCAGAGCCUGUAAAAGUAGGUGGUUCACUUGAUGAUAAUGUUGCAAACACAGCACUAUUCACAAGCAGAAAUGACCAGCUCAAUCCCUGCGAAAACUGUGGUCGGACAUUCCCACCUGAUCAACUUUCUGUGCACCAAAGUAGCUGUAAAUCAACUCAUGGAGGCGCAUCAUCGGAAAUACCUCAGUCAAGCACAAGUUACGAAUCUCCAUCAGCAGCUAGACGUCCACAAACAGUGUUCUGCUACAUUUGUGGUCGAGAAUAUGGAACGACAUCAAUAAGUAUCCAUGAGCCCCAGUGCUUAAAAAAAUGGCACAUUGAAAAUGACCAGCUUCCAAAGCACCUCGGGAGGCCUGAACCCAAAAAACCUGAAGUCAGGCCUAUAAAGGAUAAAGGAACAUAUGAUAUUGAUGCUUUAAAUGAGGCAGCUUGGAGAAGCUCCCAAGACCAGCUGGUGCCUUGUGACAUCUGUGGGCGUACUUUCCUCCCAGACAGAUUGAUUGUCCACCAGCGUUCAUGUAAACCAAAGUAAUCACGCUGCCGAAUAAAGCCAAACAACCAAGGAAUGAUACUUGACUGUCGGGGAUAAUUCAUUUACUCUAAUAAA
Messenger RNA from Mobula hypostoma (lesser devil ray), 1699 nucleotides. Its product is annotated as zinc finger protein 474-like. The coding region runs from base 947 to 1624 and encodes 225 amino acids. Lineage: Eukaryota; Metazoa; Chordata; Chondrichthyes; Myliobatiformes; Myliobatidae. The record is from RefSeq and is a predicted model, not a curated record. The transcript has 6 exons.